Messenger RNA from Medicago truncatula (barrel medic), 1227 nucleotides. RefSeq lists its product as uncharacterized. The transcript has 2 exons. The record is from RefSeq and is a predicted model, not a curated record. Bases 316 to 711 code for a protein of 131 amino acids. NCBI's taxonomy places the organism in Eukaryota, Viridiplantae, Streptophyta, Magnoliopsida, Fabales, Fabaceae.
AAGCACCAUUUCUCAUACCAAUUAUCCAUUCAUCACGUAACCCAGUUUUUCUUUUUCAUUAACCAAACUCCAAACCCCUCUUGUCAAACACUUUUUCCCUUUAUACCCUUUUCCCUCUCUUUCAAUCUUCGUCUUUUUCCACAAAACGUCGUCGUCGUCGUCAACCAUUUCAAUAUUCAACAAAGCGUGUAAAUCUUCUUCUUCUUCUUCUAUUUAUUGUUUAUUCAAAUUAUAAUUAUAAUUUUCUUGCAGAUAAUAUAAUUUUCAAUUUCAAUUUCAAUUUUUUCUCUGAAUUUUCAAAAAAUCAAGAAAAUUAUGAGAAGAAAUCAAGAUCAAGAACAACAAUCAAGGAUGAUUUGCGAAUUAUCAUCUCUAGUUUUUAAUCUUCUUCUACAAUCUUCAACGACGCCGUUAUCUUAUUCCGAUCGAUCUCCGAUCGUGCCGGUGCAUCCGUCGGUGUUGAGACGCUCAUCGGCGGCGGGGCAGAUAACUCCGGCGGGAUUUGCCGCGUUUGUUCUGGGGAUUUCGGUGGCUUUGAUGCUGUGUGGAUCGGUUACUUUCGUGAUUGGGUUUAUGUUGAUGCCGUGGGUUAUUGGAUUGGUUAUGGUGUUUUAUGUUGCUGGUGUUGUUUCUUUUCUUUCUGUUUUGGGUCGCUCCAUUCUUUGCUUUGCUUCGCCGCGUAAAGAUUCUCCUGAGUGGAAAUUGUUAUGAAGAAACGAGGGAAAUAUGGCGUUGAGCAGUACGAUACUGGUUUUGUGCCUGCUCAUGCACUCUAUAGAACAAUGAAGACCACAGAACUCAUAUUUGAAGCAGGAAUCGUGGAUAACACAAUUUUAUAUAAGUUACCAUAAUUUGUGGGUAUGGCUUCACUUUUAAUUACAAUUACAAUAGCAAAGUAAGAUUCUAAAGCACUAAGAAUUGAGGAGUCGUUCCCGCCUGGCUUCUUUCUUGUGUUGUCCUUUGUUUUAUUCAUAUCUGUUAUAACAUCUGUAAAUUGCUAAUUAUAGGUUUUAGAAUUCUCUUUUUAUCCCAUUUCCAAACAUGUCAUAUAUACAUAUAUAGAGAGGCAAUGCAUGAUUUGUCUCGAAGACCAUGGAUGUACUGGAUCAAACAAAUUUCGGAUCAGAUGGUUGUUGUAGAUUAAGCAUCCGAAAUUAUUUCAUGUAAUAUGAGAUGUUAUUAUUGUUAUAACAGGUAUUAAUGUGGCUUCAAAGUUAUGCUUUUUUA